UGAGGAUGAGACAGCACCAGGAGGGGGAAAAAGCUCUUUGCCCCAGUACCACACUGUGACCACAAUGCCUAGUGUCCCCCAACAACACCUUGUCACGGCCACGGUGAACAACACAACUGCCAUUGCCAUGGUCCAGCAGCAGAAACACCACCAGCAGCAACAGGGCCAGACCUACACCACUAUGCUACCUGGGUCACCACCUACUACAGGACUUUCAGCAAUGGCUCUUGGUCCCUCAAAUAGCCCCUUACUGGAAGGCCCCAUGCCUUGCUCCACCUUCUUGCCUCGUCACGACCGCAGACUGGCUGUGGUCGAUCGCUGGAACCGGCCAAAAACGGAGAAAGCCAUGAGUGGAAGUAGUAGCGGAGGAGUGGGUAUUGGAGGAAUUGCAGGAGGGAUCACGGAGCUCCAGGCCCAACAGCAGUAUCAGCAAAACCUCGAGCAACACUGGAGCCUACAGAGGGGGGUUGCAGGUGACACAGGGCUAAAUGAAUAUAAACGUUACUAUGGUCCUAUAGAUCCCGAGGGGCUAGGAGCUAAUACAGAACAACAAGUAGGGGGCCUUCAGCAAACUCCCAAAGCAAAUCCUCGAGGUCUUAAAUCCUCAGGGAUGCCACGACUGCCUACAAAAGGUCCGCAACAAGGCCAAGGGCACCUAAUCCCCAAGCCUCCUCCCCAAAUCCUCCCAUCUUCUCCACGAAGGCCUCCCUUCUGGCGACGAGGAAGCCUCGCUCAAGCACGGAGAAAAGGUUCAGGAGGUCCUCUCUAUGAGAAUAUACUCCCUCUGGGGAGGCGGGGAGGUGGAAGAUACGGUGCAAGUGAUGGAGGCGGAAGAAGGGGCCGUCGGCCCCCUCCACCUCUUCCUCUUCCAGUCCCCCUUUCCUCCCCAACACAUACUCCGACCACUCCCUCUUCUCCAUGUCGGUUCUACUCGUCUUGCUCUAGUGCCUCUUCUUCCUCUUCCUCCUCCUCAUCUUCGUCGUCUUCUUCAUCCUCUGCAUCACUUUCUAGAUCAAAUUCCCCCUCUUCUUGUUCCAGCGAUAGCACAUACAACUCUUCACUGAGUUUCCGCUAUCGAGCAGGGAAUCGCGAUCUUACAGUAGAUGAUGAAUAUGACUCAGAUCUUCUCACCGAGGAGUCGAGCCUCCUUCUGGGAAGGAAGAGGAUUCGCUCACGGCGCAUGUCAUCCCGCUCCCUGCCAUGCAGCCCACCACCUCCUCCGGUCCCGCCUCGAAAGCCACGUCCGCUAAGGGAAUACGGCAGAGAGAGGACCAGCAGCCAGCUGGCCCAGUUGCAGGAGUGGUGGGCGUCGUGGGGGGACAGAGACCGAGAGAGGGGUGGGACGACAGGCCAAGGGAACGCAGGACUGAGCAGAGAGGAGAGGAGGCACCACAAAGAGCGAGAGCGAGAGAGGAAGAGGAGGAAGAAGGGCCGAAAAAAGAAGAAGCGGGAGGAGAGGGAGCGAGAAAGAGAACGAAAACGCCGCAAAGCAAAGAAGAAGCGAAAGAAAGAUGAUAAAGUGAAAAAGAGGGAGCAAAAGCGGUCGGAGCAGGAGGGUGGAGAGAUUGAAAAAAGAGAGGAGCUCAAAUCAGGGACACCUGACUUCCCAUCAUACCCACCUUUGAGACAAGAGUCGUUUCGUAAAAAGAGUGAGAGCUCAGUCAGAAGCUACGGAUGGAACAUCCCGGUUGAAGAUGAGAGGAAGGAAAGAGAAGACAAAAUGAGGGAUGGUGGAGAAGACGUCAGAGGAAAAGAAAGACACUGCAGGCGAAGAAACAGCAAGCACUAUCACAGCUCUAGCAGAGGAAGAGUAAAAGUUCAGACAGAGAUGCUGCGGGAGUAGAAGGAGAGAAGAGACCAUUGUUGGGACGUAAUGAAAGAGCGUCAUCUGCACCGGGGGCGGUCCCGGCCUCCUCCAUGGCUUCGGCAAGUGCCAAACUGCAGUACCAGAGACUACGCUCUGUGCCCCAGCCCCAGAGAUACCCUCAGUCUCCUCACUUACCC
This is a messenger RNA of Cololabis saira (Pacific saury), 2004 nucleotides long. Its product is annotated as mediator of RNA polymerase II transcription subunit 1.1-like. Bases 65 to 1843 code for a protein of 592 amino acids. Lineage: Eukaryota; Metazoa; Chordata; Actinopteri; Beloniformes; Belonidae. The record is from RefSeq and is a predicted model, not a curated record. The transcript is spliced from 3 exons.